Molecule: messenger RNA, 4261 nt
Organism: Caenorhabditis auriculariae
Lineage: Eukaryota; Metazoa; Nematoda; Chromadorea; Rhabditida; Rhabditidae
Source: the annotation of a GenBank genome assembly
AUGCGGGUACAAUGCGAGGUGAUUGUGGUGAAAGAAGGGCAGACGAUGCGACCGCGCCACGUCAAAGGAUUCGUCACGAUCGCCAAGAAGAGAAUGGCUAGUUUUUCAUAUGUAUUUUUCAAAUUCUUCAGAGAGAAAUGGAAAUUAUUUUCCUAUACUUUCUUUGCCGCGGCUAGAAAUUCCGAAUUCUCAUGCGUAACUGUUCAUUUUUUCGCAUGUAGUUUUGAAGUUUUUCUUGAUAGUCUUUAUUCGCCGCGGCUUAAAACUCCUGGUUGCAUGGGGAAUGGCUUGUUGCUUCAAUGCUUGCCCGACUUGAAACUACUUGCGCGCGAGGGCAUCAGAAAUUAACGAAAAAAUGCUCUUUUCCAUUCGGCUGCUGAACCGUUUACGCGACCGCGAUGCUUUGAGCCAUUUCAUUCGCGACCAGAUAAUGGAAAAAUAAGUUUAGAAAGGAGUUUUUACUCAUUGUUUCCAUGAAAAGUGAGGACAGGAUUGUUUUCACUUUCUUGAACAUUUAUUCAGAAGGACGACGUUUAUCAGAUUCAUGUGGUCACGGCAACCGAUCGCAACGGAACUCGAUUUGAUGUUGGUGUUUUGUAAUUCAUUUACAAUAAUAGAGAUCUGAAAGGUUAAAAUCAAUAAGUGAUCAUGAGAAAGAUAAAUAAAGCGUUCGCAAGCAAAAAAAAAAUUUAAGUUUACUCUAACAAUAAGAUUUCGCAAAUUAGCAAACUUUUCUUCUAGUCAGUUGAAAAUGGUCUUAAAACGGAAACGGAAAAGACCAGGCUCUAACUUCUUUUUAUUUCAAAAAAAUUGGUUUUUCAUUUUGAUAUUUUUCGGUGUUUUUUUAGUUCUAAAUCGCUAGUUUCUUGUAUUUACGACUUCGUAGAGAAACUUUUCUACGAAAUAAUAAUCAUAAAUUGUUUUGGUUUCUUUUUCUAUGAUUUUUUUUUCCAGAUCGAUCCCAAAAAUCCUCCGAUCAUUAUGAAAAACUUCAUCGGCGCCAAAAAACUCACAAUAAACGUGUCGACGAAGCCGCGGAAGACCAUCAUAAUGAUGAACAACGUGAGCUUUUGAAUUCCUUGAAGGCUUGGCUGAAAGCGUCGCGUUUUGAGAUCGGAAAAAAAUUCUUUUCACUCUUAGUCUUCCUUUUGAGCACCGUCCGGCCGUCAGUUACCUCUUCUAGACUGUGCCAACUUGCGCAAGCAGUUUUUUGUCGGGCGCUAGAAAAAUCUGAAAGACGUCGAAAAAAAAUUUUUUUCUAAGAAACAGACCGCAACGCACUGACAAAGAAUGAGAAAUUCAGGAAUUUUCAUCAAGAUUUUCAAAGAUUGUUUCAGGAACACUUCAGAAAAAAUUGAAUUACUUCGCUUGUGAGCCAUUCUUUGCGACAUAUCUGUGGAAUUUUCAAACAUUUUUUGGUUUUUCUGCAAGUUUUUAUCAGAAAUUUUAGGUGGUGAAAGAUUUGCCGGCAUUCGUGACCACUCUGGAAUGCAUUAUCGGAGGCGAAACUCCCAAAGUUGGAGUUCAUUCGGCGGUGACGUCGACGGAAUUCCGGGCUCCCGUCAAAAAUCUCACUAUAGACAAGGCGGAGAACUUGAAUCAGCCCUUGCCGAUCACUUUGGAGAAGCUCAUCUUCGGUCCUAUUAGUGGGUUUUGAGAGAUUUUCGAUUUUCAAAAAAUAAAAAGUCAAAAAGUUACAGGAGAAGCAUUUUCAGUCUUGAAAAGGAGGUGAAUUGUUUUUUAUUGAUGGGAGCAUGUGAAUUUGGAUCGAAAUGCUUAUUUUUGGCGCUUAAAAUUGGUUUUUCUUGCUUCCCUCUACUGCUUUCAAAUAAAAUUUCGCGUAAGUCGCCCUGAAGUCGGGUGAGACUUUUAAAAAAUGGUCAUGGUUUAGCCUCUUGUGUGAUCAAAUUGGGUAAUGGUGUAUUAAUUUGAGAUGUUCCUGUGAGGUUUUUAGUUACAAAGGAAAUUAACUUUCAAUUUUUUUUGACUCCUGCGUCAUAUUGAAAUCAUCGUCUUUUUUCAUCUCUCUUCUACUUUUUUUGAAACCUAUGCAUGCGAAUCCCCCCUCUGAUGCAUUCUGACUGGCUUUUCUUGCCUAAACUCGCAUGUCCAAAAAUUUUUAUUUAAACUGAAAAGGACAAAAAAAUCUCGCUGUGACCAUCUGCUAUCUCCCUGCCCAAUUUCCCAAUUGAAUAAUCAAUUUUUCACAGUAAUUUUCAGACCUGCAAAGCCUUGACACGCGAAUCUUCGGCUGCAAGAAUCUGACGCAUUUGUCGUUCAGCGGGAAUCCUCUCGGAACCGCAACUUCCAUCAAUCGCUUGCCGUUGAUCUCGCGACUGAAGGAACUCCGACAGUUCGACGCCGCCAACUGCUCUCUCAGCGAGAUCUCCGAGCCCAUUUUGGUUCGUAAUAAUUAAAAGAACGAUGUUUUAUUCAAGGUCACGAAAAAACAAAGGAUGGGGGAAGAUAAAACUCGUAAUUAUUGGUCCUGUGAAGUCCUAAUGAGCUUCAAGACGAUCGGUAAAACUUCAAAAAGAAGCUAGAGAGUUUUCUAAAUUUUGAAGUGGAUUUUUAAUAGACAAAAUUUUCUCAUUUUCAGAAAAACUUUUUCGUUGCCCUACCGUCUUCCCUUUUGAAGUUGGAUAUCUCUCAGAACGGACUCAAGGUGAAUUUUCUUUCCGAGAAUGGAGUUUCAUCUUUUUCUUCUUUCCAGACCUUCCCAGAAAUAUUCCACCUCAAAAAUCUGGCACAUCUGAACGUUGGGUCCAACCAGAUUGAAUACAUUAGCAGCAAGGUAUGUUACAGUUUCAUGCACUUUUAUGGUCUUUUAUAUUUCUUUUUUAGUUUUACCGAACGCCUAAAAUGAUUCAGAACAUACAGGAAUCGUAAAAAUUUCUCAAUGCAGUCUUUAUUAACAUUUAUUAAAAAUGUUUCAGCUUUCCAACUGUACUGCCAUGAUGAAUCUGAACGUGAGCAACAACCGUCUGAAGACUUUUCCGCACGUUUUGCCGAAAUUCGUCAAUCUGCAAACUUUCAGUGUCGAUGGCAACGAAAAUCUGAUCACCCAGUGAGAUUUAUCAAAAUAUCCUGAUUGAUAUCGUUGAGUUUCUAUCACUAUUUAGCCGAUUCACGACUAGCUGAGGGGCGUGGCCUGUCUGUGAUCAAAUCACCAGAAAAUUUCUCUUUUUUUCGUGUCAGGGCCCUUUUCUCGAUAGCUUAAGCCAGCCGUGAAUGAGAUGUAUAACAUGAUAAAGAAAAAUGAAAAAGAGCAUUUUCCACUUGCGACUAAAGUCUGCUACUGGCGUCUUUGUGGAGAUGUCCUCUGCAAAAUCAUAUCUUGGAAGUUUUAUAUGAAUCGAUAAAGCUCAUUUCCAACAAGCCAACCUGAAAAAAAUCGGAAAUGAACCAUCGUUUUCAGGGAAAAUGCGAUGAGACCUCAACUUGUGGGUUUCAUGCAGCUGCAGCACCACGACCGGAUGUCGUUCUGCCAUGCGGGUCGCGUCGAGACUCUCCUCACCUGCGCCGCCGACGCCAUUCAUCGCAAUCCGUAGGCUUUCGACGUUUACGGAGUUGUAGAAUUUAUUCUUUUCUAAUCAGUUGAUUAUCGAACGAUAAGCCGAUUCCAAGUUUCAAAUAUCCAUGGGCUCAACCAUCUUCUUCUUCUCCCUACGCCUUCGUACCGCUUGAGCGGCGUCGGCGCCCUAAGUCGAUUAGCCGAGGUCCUAUCCUGAUAUGUGAUAAUUAGUGAACUGGCUCCAUCCCACUACCAACAUUUCUUAAACCCCUUGGUUGGGUCGGGGCGGGGAUCGAACUUGUGACCCUGUGGACCGUAGACAGGCACACAACCUGUUGCGCUACGGCGCGCUUCAUCCAUGGGUUCAACCAUAAUAAGUCAAAAAAAUUAUUUUCUUUUGGAAGGCCUGUUCCUUGCACUUCGUCUCUAUCGACAAGAGUUAACUCUACUGUAAACGUUUCAGAAAGCUGAUGGCGAUCGCCGAAGACGUGCUGCCGAGAUGCGUGGUUGCAAAGACGAUGUCGGAGCUGACAAUGUGUACUUCCUGUUUCAAACAAAGAUUCAUCCGCUACGUCGCCGAGUCGACCGUCGAACUCAGCAGCCUCGCCCAGGUCGUCGACGUCGUCAACCGCAAGAUCGUCCUCAGGUCCUCCACUCCUUUUGUUCUCCUUGACGAAAGAAGUUUGCAGACACGACCGCUGCAGAUCGUGCGCCUUGAAGAACUGUCGAAUCCGCGAAGUGGAAUAA